UUGAAUGCAUUCGUGCGUUUUGCAUAUGUAUAUAUAGCUUUGCCCCUAGCGGCCAUGCAUGGAACAAUCAACAAACUCCCGCUUUGAUCGCCUCUCUCUCUGUCUCUCUCUCUCUCUCUCUCUCUCUCUCUCUCUCCACCACCACCAUGAGAUGCCGACACCGCUUUGUCAUACGCCGGCAACCAUCCUAGCGAAAGAAAUGAAUAUAGGGUCAUCCAUUGCUCGUCUGUAAUUUUGGUUCAUGUUCUUCGUAUUACAUAAGAUUUAGCCAUCUCAGUUAGAUUUCUAUGGGAGAAAGGGAUGGCGAUGCGCGGGUCCAGGCCGUCAUCUGCCUCUUCUUCGUGUGCGUCGUUGCCGGGGGUGUCUUCCUCAGCCUCUACAUAUUCCUUCCCGAGACGGAAUCCAACAGCUGGUUUUAUCUCGCCGGCAUAGUCCUCGAGGCCAUCCCAUGGUGCUUUUGGCUUCUUGGUUAUCUCUACUCUUGUCUCCGGCCUAGACCUGCAAAUAAUCCGCCCAAAGGGCUCUCCGCUCGUGUAAAUAGCACAGCUGUGGCGCCGGCGCCGGCGAAUAAUCCGCAGUCGCCGGCAAAGGAUUCCCCUCGCAGCGGGGACAAUGAUGAUGACGAGCAAAGGCGCGUUCAUUUUGGCGCUGUGAUUGUGAUGGGGAAUGAGCAGCAAAACGAACAUCAAUCAGGUGUUGAAGGGCAUAAUAAUAAUGCUCUGGGGAAUGGAAAAGGUGGAGGUGAUCAUUCUCACAGCAACACCGGGUCGACUUCAAGCACAUUAAAUGAUCACGAUCUGUCGAUCGGUUCGAGGGAAAGCGAGAUGCCAUUGACUCUUGGGGUUUCCUCUUGUAAAUGAACCUUGUGUGAAGGUUAAUGUUAAACAUUUCUGAUGCAUACGGUGCAAAUAGCUGUCAAUAUUUGUUAGAUAUCAAGAUGAGACAAUGGAGUCGAUGUGAUUUCACCGAAGAAUGAUUCCUUUUUUU
Molecule: messenger RNA, 987 nt
Organism: Syzygium oleosum
Lineage: Eukaryota; Viridiplantae; Streptophyta; Magnoliopsida; Myrtales; Myrtaceae
Exons: 1
Coding region: 288-860 (190 amino acids)
Source: RefSeq, a predicted model, not a curated record